AUGCCGCCUCUAUCCACCAGUAUUUCUUGUUGGUGGGAUAAGAAGGUCGUCAGGAUCUUGUACCAGUGCUAUUGUGACACCUUUGUUCACAUCCAUGCAUUCUGGACCGUGAAUCCGAAUGCGGUCUAUCCUGUAGUCUUGGUGGAGUGGGACAACAAAUUGGCUCACGUGAGGAGCACUUGCCACUGUGGAGGGUACUUUGACUUUAGUUGUGAUGAAGAAUUUGGUGAUUCUCAUGGGGGUCAGAGCCUAAAGCUUUCUUUUAUGUAG
Messenger RNA from Microthlaspi erraticum, 270 nucleotides. Lineage: Eukaryota; Viridiplantae; Streptophyta; Magnoliopsida; Brassicales; Brassicaceae. The record is from the annotation of a GenBank genome assembly.